Gilbertella persicaria is the source of this 513-nucleotide messenger RNA. RefSeq lists its product as uncharacterized. The transcript has 3 exons. Gene Ontology annotation, molecular function: protein binding. Gene Ontology annotation, biological process: protein processing. The record is from RefSeq and is a predicted model, not a curated record. Gene Ontology annotation, cellular component: endoplasmic reticulum; Dsc E3 ubiquitin ligase complex. The coding region runs from base 1 to 513 and encodes 170 amino acids. Lineage: Eukaryota; Fungi; Mucoromycota; Mucoromycetes; Mucorales; Choanephoraceae.
AUGGAUGAGUAUUAUGACAGUAUUGAUUUACACAUAAGAUGGUCAGAUAGACAAGACUUGAUAUUACGUGUAUCUACACUUGAUAGUAUUUCGACUAUUAAAGACAAGAUUCGACAAUCUUCUGACAGUACAGGAGAUAAAUACAUUCGACUUAUUCAUAGUGGCAGAGUGCUUGAAGAUAACAAGACAUUAAGAGAAUAUGGUAUUGGCAAAAUAGUAAGAGCAGACUCCAAAGCCAAACUGGAACCACCAGCACCUGUCUAUUUCCAUUGUUCCUUAUCAGAUUAUAUACCUAAUACACAAAAUAACCAACCUCAAAUGACACCUCCUACUGGGUUUGAUCGUCUAAGAGAAUCGGGUUUCACAGAAGAAGACAUUCGAAAUAUCAGAACACAAUUCCACCGACUGCAUGGUACUUCUUUUGACGAUAACGUACCUACAGAAGAAGCAAGAAAUCUAGAAGAACAAUGGAUGGAUAACACAGGGGAGACAUUGCCUGACGGAAGUAAGUAG